Messenger RNA from Haliotis rubra (blacklip abalone), 951 nucleotides. Its product is annotated as 32 kDa beta-galactoside-binding lectin-like. The transcript has 3 exons. The record is from RefSeq and is a predicted model, not a curated record. Gene Ontology annotation, molecular function: carbohydrate binding. The coding region runs from base 32 to 394 and encodes 120 amino acids. Lineage: Eukaryota; Metazoa; Mollusca; Gastropoda; Lepetellida; Haliotidae.
AGGCGUGUAUUCAAUUCCGUGUGGCCCAUCAAUGAAGUUCCAGUUGAUAAUGAAUGGGGCAGGGACAGAAGCUACAAGAUGGAGUAUCAGGAUUGAGAAACAAGCCGACAAAUUAUUCUUCUUAGAGCUUCGCUUAGGCUACAAUACGAUCAGCAACGUGAUCGUUAUCAACACAGUGAAAGAUGGUGUUUGGGGGACAGAGGAGCGUUUCGAUCUAGCAAUGGCUGUUGGAAAAACAAUGGAGAUUCAAAUAACCCUCCAAGAUGGAGUAUACGAGUUAGUAAUCGAUGGUGCCAUCAUUCACCACUUCACGGAGAGAGACCCUGGAGCAAAGCCUGACCACUUUGCAUUUUUGGGUGACGUCUCUGUUAGUAUGAUGAAGUGGAUGUCUUAACCGAACGACUCAAGAGCAACAGGUGGUUUUCAUAACUUUGGUGCCUUUGGCCAACAGAGAUGUUUUCUUGUCUCAUAUGAGACAGUGAUUGUAUUGCAAACACCAAGGUUGAAUGAGUUUAUACUCUUAACUUAAUGACUCGAUUUGAGAAUUCAUUGUUUGUCAAAGAGUUAUGUGAGUGAGUGAGUUAAGAUUUUAAGUCACGUCGACAGUAUUUGAGCAAAAUUGUGACUAAAGCAAGCAGUAGAUUCACAAUAAAUAAAGUUAAAAUAUAAAAACAUUAACAGUAAAAUAAAGUAAGGGCCGGUUUAUUCCAGUUAGUAAGUAAUGGUGCCAGCACUCACAACCUCACCGCGAGAGAGCCUGGGGCAAAGCCUGACCACCUUUCAUUUUGGGGCGAUGUUUCUGUUAGUAUGAUGGAGUGGAUGUCUUAACCGGAAAACCCGAGAGCAACAGGUGGUCUUCAUAACUUUCAUGACUUAGGCCAAUGAUGUCUCUUGUCUCACACAAUACAGUGAUUUUAUUACUACAUGUAACACCAAGGUUUAAUUUAAACA